AAAUUGUAGUCAAUGAAGCGUGAUUAGGGCAAAGCCCCUCCUGCAGAUGAUGAGGUAAAAGAAAGCAUAUAAAACCACAGAAUGGCAGGUUCCUUCUUAAGACGAAUGAGCAGAACAGAAAAGCAAGUCUAGAAGAAGAGGGAGAACAACUUCAGGGGAAUUUAAGACAAAACUGCUAACAGAAUUUUUAAUAUGCAGGGCAGCAUGAGAUUGUGGCUGGCUGGCUUGGUAUUUGCCUUCUGUAUGUUGAUCUGUCUGGUUCCACUGGCAGAUGCCUAUCCGUCAAAACCCGACAAUCCUGGAGAAGACGCACCUGCAGAAGACCUGGCCAGAUACUACUCAGCACUGAGACAUUAUAUCAACCUUAUCACAAGGCAGAGGUAUGGAAAGCGGUCAAGUCCUGAAACAAUGAUUUCUGAUUUACUGUUCAGAGAGAGUGCAGAGAGCAUCCCUAGGUCAAGAUUUCAAGAUCCUUCCAUGUGGUGAUGAUGAUGAUAUGAAGCCCAUAUUCUGUUGCUCCACAUUUUCAGCCCAUAAUUCAUUGCUAUAAUGCAAGCACCUCAUGUGACUAAUCUCCCAAAGAUGGACAGUGCAUGCAGCCAUUAUUCUGGAUUCUGUAGAAAGUUCUUUCUUGCGUCACAAUGUAUAUAAAUUUAUUUAAAUAAAAUAUUGUGCAUUCAAACAUGUUAAGACUUGAAAAAAGAAAACUAUUAUUUGUAUAGUAAAAAUUGUUUUGUGCUAUUAAAACUGAGUUUUAAAACCUUAAA
Protopterus annectens (West African lungfish) is the source of this 767-nucleotide messenger RNA. It is a transcript of the gene NPY, whose product is annotated as neuropeptide Y. NCBI's taxonomy places the organism in Eukaryota, Metazoa, Chordata, Ceratodontiformes, Protopteridae. The record is from RefSeq and is a predicted model, not a curated record. Gene Ontology annotation, cellular component: extracellular region. The transcript is spliced from 4 exons. Gene Ontology annotation, molecular function: neuropeptide Y receptor binding; neuropeptide hormone activity. Gene Ontology annotation, biological process: feeding behavior; neuropeptide signaling pathway. Bases 193 to 486 code for a protein of 97 amino acids.